AAGUGCCGGGAGGAGCGGACGCGCGCACGUGGGCGGCGCUCCCCACGGAGCGACGGCGGGGAGCGGUGGACGCGACGGGGCGGUCACAUGCGCACCUGGGGAGGCGGGGCGCGGCGCGGCGAGGGCUGGCUUUGGCGGUGGGGCGGCUCGGGCGUUCGGAGUCGGGCGGUGCGGUGCGGUCGCAAGACGCCGGGCCCCGCGGUCGAGCGCGGCGUGGAGCCGGGCCGGCCCCAUGCCGAGCCGCCCGCGCCGCCGUCGCCGUCGGUGAGCCCCCGCCAUGGGCGGCUGCGUGGGGCGGCAGCGUCGGGAGCGGCCCUCCGCCGGGAGUCCCCGCAAGAGAGCAGGCCGCAAUGAGCCCCUGAAGAAGGAGCGUCCCAAGUGGAAGAGUGACUACCCCAUGACGGACGGGCAGCUGCGCAGCAAGCGGGACGAGUUCUGGGACACAGCACCUGCCUUUGAGGGCCGCAAGGAGAUCUGGGAUGCCCUGAAGGCUGCAGCCUACGCCGUGGAGGCCAACGACCACAGCCUGGCCCAGGCCAUCCUGGACGGAGCCAGCAUCACCCUGCCCCACGGGUCGCUGACAGAGUGCUACGAUGAGCUGGGCAACCGCUACCAGCUGCCUGUGUACUGCCUGGCACCGCCUGUCAACCUGAUCCUGGAGCGGGGCGAGGAGGAGGCGGCUGAGCCGGCCGAGCCGCUCCCCAGUGCCCGGCGUGAGUUCGCCCUCAAGGUGCGCCUGUCCACUGGCAAGGACCUGCGGCUCAGCGCCAGCAUGGCCGACACCAUCGGGCAGCUGAAGAAGCAGCUGCAGGCGCAGGAGGGCAUCGACCUGGCCUGGCAGCGAUGGUUCUUCUCUGGCAAGCUGCUCACCGACCGCACGCGGCUGCAGGAGACCAAGAUCCAGAAGGAUUUUGUGGUGCAAGUCAUCGUCAACCAGCCACUGCCACCCAGGAACUGAGCUCCGGUGGGGAGUGGGGAGUCCCCUUCCCACAGCGAGGCCCGGCGGCACCUUGGGGAUGUCCCGUGCCGUGUCCCAGCCCUAUUGGGGUCAUCGGGUC
Molecule: messenger RNA, 1058 nt
Organism: Phasianus colchicus (ring-necked pheasant)
Lineage: Eukaryota; Metazoa; Chordata; Aves; Galliformes; Phasianidae
Gene: UBTD1
Product: ubiquitin domain containing 1
Molecular function (GO): protein binding
Source: RefSeq, a predicted model, not a curated record